This is a messenger RNA of Gadus chalcogrammus (walleye pollock), 8637 nucleotides long. It is a transcript of the gene agtpbp1, whose product is annotated as ATP/GTP binding carboxypeptidase 1. The record is from RefSeq and is a predicted model, not a curated record. Bases 1609 to 5199 code for a protein of 1196 amino acids. Gene Ontology annotation, molecular function: zinc ion binding; metallocarboxypeptidase activity. The transcript is spliced from 24 exons. Lineage: Eukaryota; Metazoa; Chordata; Actinopteri; Gadiformes; Gadidae. Gene Ontology annotation, biological process: proteolysis; protein side chain deglutamylation; C-terminal protein deglutamylation.
CACACACACACACACACACACACACACACACACACACACACACACUUAUCUUCCAAUGUUAUACUAUAUGUAAUGUUGGAGAAGAGCUCAUGGUAGAUAGUGGUGUAACAUAUUUGGCACUGCACCAGAUUUGGCAGUUCACAAUCAGUGAGUAGGUAUUCUCCUUUGUUUCUUUUUACUUAAAGUAUAACUUAAGUAUCCUAAACCCCAAAUGAAGAUUAAGCUUGCCUCUCUGGUAUAAGACCAUAAAAUAUAUGUUUUGUCACAGGUGCUCUGUUUCCAUUCACUUGAUUAACAACAUGCUUAGUUGAGGUAGAAGCUUGUGGAUGAAACCAAAAUGUGAUAAAGGAUGAUGGGACUAUUCCUAAUUAUAACAUGGUGAUAAUGACUUGCACGUCUAAUACGUUCACAGUCAAGGGAAGGUUAUUCCUCCCUUGUCUACUUAGUUGCCACUAAACAUGUCUCUAAUUGACCAGUAGGGGGUAGCUGAGGGCUGGGCAGGGGGCAUGUCCCUAAGAAGCUGCUGUAGAUUAUGCGGAGUAGUUAUGUGGGAUAGGAUGGCGGCCAGUUGGCUGGUGUUGUGUCUAUGAAGCUAUUGCCUGUUGGGGGGUGGCCCUGUGCUACUGCAUCUGUUCAUGGUUAUGGUUACAAAAUGUAAAGUUUUUGUAAAACUGUUACUGAAUUAUUUUACCACUUUAUUCAUUAUAAGCCUAAACAUUGUACUUUGGCCUUCUACUCUGCUUCUAAGCUUGCUUGGGAAUCUGAGGAGUGACCUUUGAGUCAUUGCAUUUCCUCCCUGUUUCUCCCUUGUUCUUUGCCGGCCUGCAUCAUCAGUUAAAGUCUGCAUGAUGAGAAAAUAUGUCAAAUGAUCAAAAGACCGCAACCCUGCUGACAGACACUCUUGAUCUUGCAUCCAACAUCUAAUUCUGCGUACCAAUCUCUCAUGGUUUCUAGUUGUGGAUAUCCAAAGAAGUGUGCGUGGGUGAGGAGGCCGGGAGGGUGAACCUGUUCAGCGUAACGAUACACCCUCGUGUCCAGGCCUUGCUGAGCUCAGUUCCACACCGCAGACCCGGCCUCUUGGGUUGUCACUCCCAUGACAUUGUAGACGUCGGGAGGGAAUGAUUGGCAUUUGCAAAGGGACGGAGAGAAGGGAUACUAUUGGUUAACGGGUCAAAGGAGUGUCUGGCAAGGCGUUACUAGCAUCAUCGACUUUGGGUAGGAUUUACAUGGCGGUUUUGCUCUCCAUGUUGUUAUCUCUUUCACUAUGUUUAGGUCUCUUUUCGUUCUUUCUUGGUCUCUUUUACUCAUUGGUCUUACUUAAUUUGAUAUCAUUAGUUUCUAUGUUAACUACCGCUGGAGGCAUGAGGAAGAGGAAACGGGAGGGAAGUUAGCUUGUUCAGUCGCCGGUUCCCCUAAGGAGUGGUCUAUAUUUGCAAUAGCAUGCAGAGGAAGGUCUAUAUGGUUGACACUGUACUCCCUAUCUCUUUACUCUGGUGUCAGCUUGUGUAAAGACGGCUGUGCGAACACCAGCCUAGGACGUUUGGCAAAAUAUUUGACUGUUUACCAACCAGCAGGCACUUGAUCCUUGAGCUUGGACUGAGCUGAGGUAUGGAGUAUAGUUUCACCAGGACAUACAGGGGAUCUUUGGUCUGCGAAGAUUCAUCAGAGAAGACCAAGAAGGAGGUGAUGUCCAAAGGCUCAACUGGCAUGGAGGUCAUCCUGGCUUCCCUGGAGAAUUCCCGAGAUCUUCAGACCACCUUGAACAUUCUUUAUAUCCUCAGUGAGCUACUUACUGUGGGCGGAGGGCGCAGGGUGGCGGUGUUUGUGUCCAAGGGGGGCCCCGCCAUCUUACUGAAGCUGCUGAUCUCUGCCAGCAAAGAGUCUCCUCCCAGUGAGGAACUCAUGCUGCAGCUUCACUCCCUGCUGGCCAAAGUGGGACCAAAAGACAGGAAGUUUGGGGUGAAGGCCCGUUUGACUGGAGCACUGAAUGUCACCGUCAACCUACUGAAACAGAACCUCCUCAACUCCAAACUGGUUCUGCCUUGCCUGCAAGUCCUCAGGGUCUACUCUUCCAACUCGGUGAACGCCAUCUCUCUGGGGAAAAGCGGUGCAGUGGAGCUCAUGUUCAAGAUCGUGGGGCCGCACACCAAGAAGAACACCACCCUGCUCAAGGUGGCCCUGGACACUCUGGGAGCCCUCCUCAAAUCCAAGACCAACGCGCGGCGGGCGGUUGACCGAGGGCACGUCCCCCUCCUGCUGUUCGCCUACCAAGACUGGCACCGCAAUGACACCCGGCAACGGCACAUGCUGAUCCGGAAGGGCCUGCUGGCCAGCCUCAGGAACAUCACCAACAUCAAGUGCGGCAGGACUGCCUUCAUCGAGGCCGACGGCAUGAGAGUCCUCUACAACACCUCCAACGAGUGCCUCCCAGUGCGGACGCUGGACCCUCUGGUGAACACCUCCAGUCUCAUCAUGAGGAAGUGUUUUCCCAAGAACCGCCUGCCUCUGCCCACCAUCAAGUCGGCCUUUCACUACCCUCUACCACACGUGCCCGCAGGCGGCCCGGUGGCACAGAUCUACAGCCAAAUGCCUGGAGUGGACGACGUCGUGGACGACAGUGAUGAGGAGACUGAGGCGGAUAUGGAGAAUGACACAGAGAACGAAGAGGACGAGAAGGACUGUCGCGCUGGGAACGACGACAUAGAGACGGACCUCAGCAAGCUGCGUCCCAGAGAGAUCCACAGCCGUCCGUUUGAGGAGCUGAGGGUGUACGACAAGUUCUUCCUGGAGCUGUCCGAGGACUUCCAGGGGUACGAUUUAGACUGUGCCAAAACGUCCUCGGAGACUUCCACCACAUCGGCCACCAAAUCCCCCCGGCCAAUCACCGUGCCCGCGGUCCAAGCCGCGCCCCUUCAGCGUGACCCCGGCGAGGGCCGCCCCGCCUCUGCCCCCUCUUCCUGUAGACCUGCCACGCCCCUGGCGCCCGCCCCGGCCUCGUCCCCCCUGCCGCCUCUAGAACUAGCCAGCAUCCACCUGACGGAAGACGGAAAAGAGGGCGUGGCCAAAGAGGGCGUGGCCCCGGGGGCCCGGCCCGCCCCCCGGGGCACCGGCCUGGAGCAGGAGCUGGUGCGCGUGCUGGAGCGCGUGGCCCUGGAGGCCGACAGCCCUCUGAACGGAGGAGGUGGAGGAGGGGGAGGGGUGGACGAGCCCCCGGUGAACUCCACCCGACACAUCCAUUCCCCGCUGCUCGUCGGGGGCAUCGCCGCUGCGCGCCGAGGGGGGGGUGGCGGCAGCAGCGCCGGGGGGUCUGACUGUGGCUCUGAGGGCCCCGAGGAGGAGGGCCCCCUGCUGGAGGUGCCCGACACGGCCCUGCUGCUGCCCCUCCACGACCCCGACCUGUACGUGGAGAUGGUGAAGGGCACGGCCUCGGUGCCCCGGUACUCGGAGGUGGCGUACCCCGACUACUUCGGCCACGUGGCCCCCACCUUCAGGGAGCCGCUGCUGGAGAGGGCCUACGGCGUGCAGAGGGCUAAGAUAUUCCAGGACAUUGAGAGGUUGAUUCACCCAAAUGACAUCUUGGACAAAGUCGUUUAUGACCUGGAUAUUCCUAGUGGCCCUGUGAUUGCUGACGAUGGCGAGUCACUGAAGUUCAACUCACAAUUUGAAUCCGGCAACCUCAGAAAGGCUAUCCAUGUCAGGCAGCAUGAGUAUGACCUGGUGCUCAACUCGGACAUCAACAGUAACCACUAUCACCAGUGGUUCUAUUUUGAGGUGAGCGGGAUGCGCGUCGGAACGGACUACCGCUUCAACAUCAUCAACUGUGAGAAGUCCAACAGCCAGUUUAAUUACGGUAUGCAGGUACUGAUGUAUUCUGUGCAGGAGGCGAUUGGGGGUAAGCCUCGCUGGGUGAGAACAGGAGAAGACAUCUGUUACUACAAAAACCAUUUCUCCAGGAGUUCAAUUGCCACAGGCGGCCAGAAAGGAAAGUCGUACUACACCAUGACGUUCACCAUGAACUUCAGCCAUAAGGACGACGUCUGCUACUUUGCCUACCACUACCCUUACACAUACUCCACUCUCAAGAUGCACCUGUCCAAGCUUGAGGACCUGAGAAGCCCCCAGAUCUAUUGGAGACAGGACGUCCUGUGUGAGACACUGGCAGGAAACAGCUGCCCCCUCCUCACCAUAACAGCCAUGCCCGAGGCCACCACCAACGACCACAUCUGUCCGUUCAAGAACCGGCCGGUGAUCUUCCUGUCGGCCAGGGUGCAUCCCGGGGAGACCAACGCCAGCUGGGUGAUGAAGGGCACGCUGGAGUUCCUGAUGGGCUCCAGCCAGCUGGCCCACAGCCUGCGAGAGGCCUACAUCUUCAAGAUCGUCCCCAUGCUCAACCCCGACGGCGUCAUCAACGGAAAUCACCGCUGCUCUCUGAGCGGUGAGGAUUUGAACCGCCAGUGGCAGAACCCGAGCCACGAGCUCCACCCAACAAUCUACCACACCAAGAGCCUCCUGCAGUACCUCGCUCACAUACAGAGGGCGCCACUGGUUUUCUGUGACUACCACGGUCACUCUCGUAAGAAGAACGUGUUCAUGUAUGGCUGCAGUGUGAAGGAGACAGUCUGGCAGUCCAACAUCAGCACCUCCUCCUGCGAUCUACAUGAAGACCUGGGAUACAGGACUCUGCCUAAGAUUCUGUCCCAGAUGGCCUCUGCCUUCAGCAUGGGCAGCUGCAGCUUCGUGGUGGAGCGCUCCAAGGAGUCCACGGCCCGCGUGGUCGUCUGGCGGGAGAUAGGGGUCCAGCGCAGCUACACUAUGGAGAGCACGCUGUGUGGCUGUGACCAGGGGAAGUAUAAGGGUCUCCAGAUCGGCACCAGGGAGCUAGAGGAGAUGGGCGCCCAGUUCUGUCUGGCCCUGCUCAGGCUGAAGCGGCUCACCUCCCCUCUGGGCCUGCGCACCCAGCAGCACUUCCUGGACGUGGAGAGUGACCUCAUGGAGACCCGCGCCAAAGUGACCAGCAGCAGCCCCACCACCUACGUGAUGGAGGAGGACGAGCCGUCCUUCCAGGAGGAGGUGGACUACAGCGCCGACAGCAACGACGACGAGCCCGACCCGGACGUCGAGGCCAGCAACGAGCCCGAGGACGCAGCCCUCCACCUGGACACGCUGUCAGACUGCGAGACCGCCAACCACAAGAAAUAAAGCAUGAAUCGGGUCCCCGCGACUGCUGGUAUGUUGGUGUCGGGUGGGAUAGGUGGGGUUUGGUGUGGGUCGUUCGACACGUUGAGGCCCAAAUCGGGGGGGGGUUUGCUCCCGAUGGAGGCACAUCUUGCCCCAUUCUACCGUAACGUAGAGCCAAGAGUCGGAUGGCCGCCCGACUCUGUGCAUUCCAAUGAAUGAAUGAAUGAUUCACCCUCCCCCGGAAGUGUCACCCUUGUCACGUAAAGCUUCCUCAUGCCAUUACAGUUCACCCUCUGCGCCCAGCCUUGACCUCAGACACCAUGUAUAGCCUCUGAGAUGUCCUCAAACCAACCUACACCAAACCACGGGCACCGUCACUGUUAAUGCUCUACCUGACCCCAAUGCUUCACCCGUCUGACUUAAGCAGUAGAAGACAGGCCGCACGCAUCUGUCCAGAGUAGUCGGGCAAGACACAGACACGGGACAGCUCCGGCUUUGUAUGAGGCGUUAGUUUUGUUUUGGGUGGAAACCCGCUUUUGCAGUUAUUGUGGAAGUGUGUACCUCACCCGCUGGCUCUCCUGACUGAUAAAUCUCACCAGUUUGCCUUCAUAUUAAUACACCUUUCCUCCAUCUCUCGCCCUGCACUUUAUCACACCCGUCACGUAAAAUAAAAAGUGUGCGUUCCUCCCAUCUUUUCUCCCCUCCACCACCUUCUAUUCUUUAAUCCUUCAUCGUUCUACUUCCAUUCUUUCACUCUGUAAUCCUCUCUUCCCUCCCUUUUUACUUGAGGCCCCUGGGAUGACUGGACCACUUAAAGAGAUGCCUUUUCUUGAAUGUGAAUAAUAGGCCAUUAACAUACACACCACUGACAUCCCGUUGAAUGAGAUCUUCUCUUAACGUAUACCUGUGUUGUUGUUUUGUCGUCGCCCUCGUCCCCUUGAUUGUGGCACCUCAUGGGAUUCCCCUCCUCCCUAUUCUGUCGACUCACUCAAAAUGUGUUGUUUCCUAUACUCGCUCAGUAGAAUGUUUCCACUUCUUAAGCAAAACAUAGUCUUAAUGGUACUUCACAGUAAGGGCGCGUGCCCACACGUGCAGCUCUAUACCCCAAACCUAACACGAGGAAGUUCUGCUUUUUGUUGAUGUAUUUAUAUGUUGGUUCGCAACCGCUUAAAAUGUCUGAAUAAUGACAAAAGUAGGUAGUGAUAAAAAAAAUUUACAGUAUACAUACACACACUAGUCACGUUUUUCCGAAUGAUCGACACGGUACGAUCAAAAGCUGUACAGCCUAGGUGCACAAUGCAUGGGGUGCUAUAUACCUAUGUCAUAGAGGCUCACUUUUCCCCAACAGGAACAGUAUCCCACUCGUCCGACUCAUUUCAUCCACUUUAAAUUACCAGUAGCCCAACCAAAGCGACUAUAAGUAUAUGAGGUUUUAUUUUGAAAUUAACACUAUAAGCUUUUUUUUUUAUACUCUGUCUUAUCAUCGUAGCUUGUAAAGGAGCAGUGUGGAACAAAAAGGUGGUGCUCUAAACCAGAGUAUACAGUCUUGGUUUAGCUGUAGUAUUUUAUUGCUUUCUUAAUGGAGGGAGUUCUAUAGGUCAAUUUCCUAAUGCAUUUGUACAGUUGGUGCAUGGCUAAUUUAUGUUAUGUUUACUUGUCUAGUUUAAUUUACAUUGGUUUUCAGUGUGCAACCCCCGUGUUUUAGGUAAAUGUCAUGUUUGCCUUAUUUAAAUGAAAGUUGUUUUAGAUUUAUAUGUGUUUAUUCAUUGUAUAAUGUUUUAUUUAUUUGAUGACAUAAUAUCACGCUGUCGUAUGAAUGUAUUUGCCUUUGUAUUCAAUUAUAAAGUUAUGAUUCAGAAUGUUUAUGUCCACCUUACUUUGGGAAACUUUUUUUUUUGCAGGCAUAAGAUAAGAUAGCAAACGGCUAAUUUGAUUGUAAUAAAAAUGCACUGAAACUUGGUACUAAAUUAUGGGAAAUAAAAUGUGAAUGUGAAAAGCGGUUGGCUUGCUGCUCUGUAAAAUGCACAAAAUGUCGUGUUUGUAUGAGUUAUUUCAAAAAGAGUGUAGACAAAAUAAACAUGUAUUCACACAUUAAACAUGAUUACCUCUCUUCCAAUCUAUCAUAUUCGGUUAAUGAGCGGGUUAUAUACAAAUUUCCGUUAUUGUAUCCACUUAACCAGCUAAAUUUUUGUAAUUCGUUUUUCUAUCAUAAGCUGGUUAUCACAGAUGAGGUCUUCAGUUGUGAAUAUAAAUUGUUAUUUCCAUCAUGUAAUGCAUUAUUAUUUUUGCUGGAUAAGGAGAUAUAUGCAUGUCCUGAAUCUACUUCCACUUUGAAUUUCUGCCUCUUUUUUUUUUACCAAUAACAUAAAGCAUAUUUGGCAUAUACCACCCUGCAACACAAAGAAGUAAAAAAAAAACACCACUUUACAGUGCAAAGUGUUUUAUAAAGUAUCAUAUUGGAAUGAAGAAUCUUUCUGCUUUAUGUCUAAAUAUCCGCUGUAUGGUGUAGAUACUACCCACUGGUGUGGCUGUAGCUUAGACGGCCCAGGUUUUUAUAUUGAGCAUCAAACUGAACGCUUCCGUUUUCUUCUGUGACAUCGCUGCUCUCAGCAUUCUAGAGCUCAAAUCACUAGGCAACGGGUACCACUCUGAUUUCCAAAGAGAAGUGCUGUCAUUGAAAAUGGCACAUACCAAUUUGUAUUCAUCAAAGCCAGUGAUGGCCGAUCGCUAGUUAGAAUAGUUAGAAAUAUGCAGCCUUUCACUCUGUUAAUGAGGAAUUCAUUGUUCAUAUUUUAUAGCUUUUCUAUUUAAUGCAUUUCAGAUGGAGAUUAGGAGUAUUUGAUUGCCCGUGUUGUUUUGUGCAGGUCAAACAAAAUAUCCAUCAAGGAAUCAUACAAAGAUCACUUUUAACACUUUAAAGGGAAACUGCAAAAAUCUCAGCAUGAUCGUUAAACAUUCUUUUGAAAAAAGAGAUAUGUCUAUUUUUCUUUAUUGAAGACAAUUAAAUACUUUACUUUGCUUUCUUCGUCAAAGCCUUUCAGUGCAAUGGCUCUCAAUCCCAUGAGGGUUUACUGCAGGAAAACAACUGUAUUCCUGUCACAUAACCAAUCGAGUUAAAGUAAAGCCACCCUAACAAACUGGUCAAUACUAAUAAAACUGAAACACCAGCAAAAUACUUGGAGAUGGAUCAGCCUCUACACAACAACAAAGACGCCAGUGGCUUGGAGGCAGAUGCUGUGAUUUGACCUUGAUAUAGUUGAAGAAGGAAUUUCAAUUUGGAUGUACACAAUCUUCAAUUGAAAUAAUUGCUUGCCUGAGUAUGCAUCGGUAGUGAUUCAGUGAUACUUUCUGUGCCAGUUUGUACUUCCUGAUGCAUUACCACUGCUUAGUAAAAGGUCUUGUGAAGGCAAGCUUUCACAAUGGCUAAAUGAGGGAGAAACAGAGAGCGAGAGAGAGAGA